Molecule: messenger RNA, 1131 nt
Organism: Microthlaspi erraticum
Lineage: Eukaryota; Viridiplantae; Streptophyta; Magnoliopsida; Brassicales; Brassicaceae
Source: the annotation of a GenBank genome assembly
AUGCCGAUUAGCCAGAGAGUUGUAACGCAGAUCGCCGCGGUUCCGGUUAUCUUUGCCGUUGUUUGUUACUCGUUCUGGUCAUCAAUCAUCGGACCGGAUAAUCUAAAAUACUCCAAAAAGGUCCUCCAGUUUGCUAAGACAAUACCUCUCCCAGGGGAUGGACCAGAGAGCUUAGAGUUCGAUUCACAAGGUGAAGGCCCUUACGUUGGCGUCACCGACGGUCGCAUCCUCAAAUGGCGCGGCGAGGAACUCGGCUGGCUCGAUUUCGCCCACACUUCUCCACACAGAGAUAAUUGUUCGAGGCAUGAGGUGGUUCCUAGUUGUGGGAGACCACUGGGACUUAGCUUCUAUAGGAAAACAGGAGACUUGUACAUAUGUGAUGGUUACUUUGGUGUCAUGAAGGUCGGACCAGAGGGAGGCUUGGCCGAGUUAGUUGUUGAUGAAGUCGAAGGUCGCAAAGUAAUGUUUGCCAACCAAAUGGAUAUCGACGAAGAAGAAGAUGUCUUCUACUUCGUUGAUAGCAGCGAUAAAUACCAUUUCGGGGAUGUAUUCUACGUGUCGAUAUCGGGUGAGAGAGUGGGAAGAGUGAUUAGAUACGAUAUGAAGACGAAAGAGGCCAAAGUUAUUUUGGACAAACUUCAUUUCCCUAAUGGGUUAGCUCUAAGCAGAGACAAUUCGUUUGUACUUGUCGGCGAAAGCGGUACAGCCUUUAUCCAUAGAAUAUGGGUGAAAGGUCCAAAAGCAGGGACCAGCGAGGUAUUUUCAAAGGUCCCCGGGGGACUGGACAAUCUCCGGCGUACACCAACGGGUGACUUUUGGGUCGCAAUACAUAGCAAAUUCACUUUAUUCUCUCGUGUGUUUCUUAGUCACUCCUUGGUGGGGAAGGCUUCCAUGAAGUUGUUGAAAGUGGCGACUUUGAUUAAUCUCACGGGCGGAGGGAAACCUCAUGGAGCCGUCGUGAAAAUCUCUGGCGAGACCGGUGAGGUUCUUGAGGUGCUUGAGGACAGUGAAGGGCAAACCAUGAAGUUCGUUAGUGAAGCUUAUGAGACAAAAGAUGGCAAGUUGUGGACCGGUUCUGUGUUUUGGCCUGCCGUUUGGGUGCUUGAUACUUCGGUUUUUGAAGGCAAAUGA